This is a messenger RNA of Guillardia theta CCMP2712, 891 nucleotides long. RefSeq lists its product as hypothetical. The coding region runs from base 1 to 891 and encodes 296 amino acids. The transcript has 14 exons. Gene Ontology annotation, molecular function: sulfotransferase activity. NCBI's taxonomy places the organism in Eukaryota, Cryptophyceae, Pyrenomonadales, Geminigeraceae. The record is from RefSeq and is a predicted model, not a curated record. Gene Ontology annotation, cellular component: membrane.
AUGAGAGAGAGGCGACCAGACACAUCCAGCAAGGAGCCUGAACACAAGCCUCUGCCGAGGAAGCAGCGUGCGCGAGAAGACGUGUUGAGAGACAAGCAGAUCCUUAUCGCGGUCGCACUUCCUCUCGUAUCUGUUCUUCCUGCACAUCCCCAAGACGGGAGGGACGACGAUGAAGGAAGGGAUCAUGCUGUCUUGUCAACGUGGCUGAAAGUCCAGCAGAGCUUGCUGAAGGCGGUCAAGCCGAGGAAGGGAUGGGAGAUGGUGGAGAUGAGCGAGUGGAGAGAUGCUGUUCCGCAGGGAGUCGUGUGGCUGCCUCUGGACCAGAUCGAUCGUGUGCGUCCGGAUGCAUAUGAGAAGAUGUACAGAGAAUACCUUGAGUCUUUGAUCAACUCAACAACCAAUCAUCGACAGCUUCUGUUCGGGCAUGUUUUCUUCGAACCGCGCGCUCUGGAGGGGAAGGGUCAAGAGGCCGGAGACGGACGGCCGUCGGAGCAGAGCUCUCGCAAGAAAGUCGUCUUCGCUACCGUCUUGCGACACCCCAUACUGCGUCUGGCCAGUCAGUACGAUUUCGAUCGCGUGCAAGCCAAGUCGAAAGUCUACCAGACGAGAUAUUUCUGCGGGUUCUCAGGAGAUUGCAAGUCGGACGAGUCGGGGGGGCCAACGGAGCAGAUGGUGAAGAGAGCGCGGGAGAACAUGAUGAGAUCGUUCAAGUUCAUCGGGAUCCUUGAGGACUGGAACUCGACUGUCCGAGUGCUGGAGGCUGUCCUGCCGACCCUUGCGGAAGGGAUUUCUGAUGCCUCGAGAGGGGGAGAUGAGAAGCAUUGUGCCAAGAGGUCAUUGGUUUGGACUUUCCCGGACGAGUUGUCAGGGUGUGAAGAACAGAAACGAUAA